Molecule: messenger RNA, 1958 nt
Organism: Nilaparvata lugens (brown planthopper)
Lineage: Eukaryota; Metazoa; Arthropoda; Insecta; Hemiptera; Delphacidae
Product: zinc finger SWIM domain-containing protein 4-like
Exons: 2
Coding region: 193-564 (123 amino acids)
Cellular component (GO): Cul2-RING ubiquitin ligase complex
Source: RefSeq, a predicted model, not a curated record
CGGAAGUGACGGUCAGUCUGGCAGGAAGCCUGAUGAGAGAGGCAUCUCAUGUGCAGUGGUGUCAGUGGUGAGCGUGUGUGUCGUUAGUGGUGAGUAGUGUGCGUGCAGCUCAGCAAUGGAUUGUAUUUGACUUGGCCUGUUACUAAGUAACAGCAAGUAGUCAAGUUUGACUUGUGAUUAUUGGGUGGAAUAAUGGCAGGCGCCCCUAAGAGAUUGUGCUGCUCGCGGGUCGGGGGGCGCUCUGGGGGGCAGAGUCCCCCCUGCCGGCGUCAACCCGACUCCCUUCUGGACGUGACGGCCCGUGUCGUCGCCGAAAACAUCCCUUUUCAGAGGAUAGAGGAGCGCUAUGACCGCAUACCCGAGCCUGUCCAGCGACGGAUUAUAUUCUGGUCGUUCCCGAGGGACGAGAGGGACAUCUGCAUGUAUUCGUCCCUUUCGAGGGCGAGUGCAGCACCCGAACACCACAACCUCUCCUUCUACAAGGGACUGAAGCUACUGGAGUCUGGCUGUGUGGAUAGCGUCCUUCAAGUCGGUAAGUCGAUGUUGAAUUUGUUACUUUUUUGAUCAACCUGAAAUCAAGAACCAGCUAUGUGAAAUUGGUAAGUUCCAAUUUCAUAACAUUUUACAACUACCUUCUAAACACUAAACUCUACUCCUAAUAUGGAUCUGAUACUUAUUAUAUCUAACUGCGCUUAUAAAUGGAAUGGACUGUUCGUUCAUCCUCCCUGAAUAACUGUAUAUUGCAUAUUCCUAUAUUUUCUCUCGAAUGAAACCAGGGGUUGGCAGAAACCUACUUAGCUUAUUCCACUCCAGGAAAAGACAACAUGGAAAUAUGAUCAUCAAGAUCAAACCCGACCUCAGAUAUACUACGAUUUUUAAUUACAUGUUGAUGUAUAUCAAAGUUAUCUUCCUUGAUAAAGACUCAAAAGUUUCCUAUCACAUCCUUUCAGUUUGCUUUUUCAUUUCCAGUUAUCGUUCUCGAUUAAUUUUCUCCGUGUAAUAAGAGUCUGUCAGUAGCUAUCCUUCUUGCACCCUUGUAUUCCAUCUCAAAUUUCCCGGUGGUUUUCUGUUCGGGGUAAUCAUGUUUCGCUAGCCAAUAGGGGGCCACCCGCCCACUUCCUCACUCAUCUCUCUCUCAAACUUUCUACCUCGACAUCCUGUCUGUCAUAGUCAUCAUCCUUACAGAUCUUAUUACUCUAUCAGUGGACUUGCUACUAGUUCUCAUUUCUCAAAGCAGUCCUGAGAUCAUGUAGCCUACUCUGUGCCAAAUUUGGAGUUUGGUUGGGAUCAAAAAUUUUGGUUAGGAUAAUUUGAUGUUAUAUAGUCGAAUUUUACAAGUCUUUUCAUUUUGUAGAAUAAUUUCUUGAGAGUAACAAUUUAGCCAAUCGAAACGAACUGUGAGUCUUUACUGUAUAUGUAGGCUAUACUCUGAUGUUCUGAGUGUCAAUCCUCUGAGUAUCAAAUUUCUGCUGUACAGGAACAUACAGCCGUGGAGGCUGAACAUUCUCCCGUACAGGAUUACCUGAACAAGGAAUACUGAAGUAGCUCUAAAUCUGAAUAUUAUAUUGUACAGUUUUAGAUUUCUUAAGAUAGCAAUGAUUCUGAAUUUAUCAUCAUAGUACCUUUGAUCUGAGAUACAUAAUGAAGCAGCGAAUUCAAUAAUAAUGAACAAUGACAAUUAUGUUAUCUUCCAUUCAUUGAUGUAAAGAAUUGUUGAAUUAUUGUUCCAAACAAAUUUUAGUCUGUUAUCUUGUGAGUUGUAACCAUAUUUUUUAUUUUUCUGUAUUAUAUGGCCUCCAUCUGAUAAGAGAUUUAAAAGUUUCAAAACUCUCACACCUUUUUUACAGUAUGUUGCUAUGUGGGUGAUAUCCAGAGAGUAUACAAUGUAAUUACAUUUUGCUGUUCUCUGGUGAGAUCUCCUAUUGCAAACUCCUGUUUAGAAGACUUACAAGAUUCUG